Molecule: messenger RNA, 3483 nt
Organism: Mastomys coucha (southern multimammate mouse)
Lineage: Eukaryota; Metazoa; Chordata; Mammalia; Rodentia; Muridae
Gene: Dnajc30
Product: DnaJ heat shock protein family (Hsp40) member C30
Exons: 1
Coding region: 49-708 (219 amino acids)
Source: RefSeq, a predicted model, not a curated record
UCGAGGCCCCCAUUGGCUGCCUCGGCACCGCCCUGGCCCCGCUACAACAUGGCGGCCGCGCGCUGCCUGGGGUGGCCCCUGGUACCGCUAUGGAGAUUGUGGCAGGUCCGGGGGUUGCUUCAAAGUUCGGCCACGGGCUUGUGCUCGCGAGUGAGGACUUACUCCCGCAGCGCCCUCUACGAGCUGCUGGGCGUCCCCUCCACGGCCACGCAGGCACAGAUCAAAGCGGCGUACUACCGGCAGAGCUUCCUCUACCAUCCAGAUCGCAAUCCCGGGAGCACGGAGGCCGCCGAGCGCUUCACGCGCAUCUCCGAAGCUUAUCUGGUCUUGGGCAGUACUAUCCUCCGUCGCAAGUAUGACCGAGGUUUGCUCAGCGACCAGGACCUGCGCGGACCUGGUGUCAAGCCCUCUAAGACGCCCGUGGCCGAUUUCACUCCUCCCCGCCCUCCUCCCUACACCACUCGGCCUCCCGGUGGCUUUCCGGCUUCUCCCGGCGACGGUCGCACUAUGUUCGACUUUGACGCCUUCUACCAAGCGCACUACGGAGAACAGCUAGAGAGAGAGCGGCGUCUGCGCGCCCGGAGGGAAGCCCUUCGCAAAAAACGGGAGGGCCAUGCCAACAAGGGGGCCCGCUGGGACGAUACUCGAGAUGCCACUUUCUUUGUCGUCCUUUUCCUUAUCUUCGUCUUUGUUGGCUUUCGUAUUUAAUCGGAGAAAAGGAGGGAAAGGGAUCCAGCCCAAGAAACCUGCCUUUUUAGACCUUUGAACUAUUGGUCUACAAUUGAAUUGACUUCCUCUAGUGGUGUUCUUUGACCCUCCUGACAACCUCCAACCUGGCCAGUGAUCAACACAUCUCUCUCCUUUGGUCCAGAAAAGACGCUUUUCAGUGGCCAAGAAAAAGGCCCCAGGAUAAAGAUUCCUGUGAAAACCAGGAAUUUACGUGCUUUCCAGAAUCCCCUGGGUGCCUGCUAAUUUCUAGAAGUUACCUUCCAGAUGCCAAUUCCCAGAGCACUUGCUGCCGUUUUAUCCAGAAGCCCUGAGCAAGAUUUGCCCGUCCCCUGCCACAUGUCUGUAUAGCAGGUGGUGCUUCCCCUGUUACCUCCGAACCGUGCGAUACGACUGGUUAUCCGAUGCCAAAAAGAUUUAAUUCUUGGGGACUCAGAGUGAAAUUUGUUUUUCUGUGUUACCGUAAGCCACAGGUGAGACCUAAUCAAGGAUCCAGCGGACGCUGGGGAUGUAGCUCAGUGAGAGAAUGCUAACAGCAAAAGGCACUGACUGGGUUUAGGCCCCAGCUUUGUUUGUCUUCGUGUCCCCCUUCCCCGCUAAGAAAAAAGUUAGUGAAAGAUUGCCAGUGUUUCCCUCGGGUCUGUGCUACACUAUUUCUGUCAGGUGGGAUGGAGGAAAAACAAAGCCUUAAGGGGAGGAGUACAAUACAGUCCUGUGUCUAUAUCUAGCUAGGAAGUGCCCUGGGUGCUGUGUGAGCCUAACAACAGAAGAGGAGAUGAUUUGUCCUCCUAAGGUCUGUCCCCAUUACUCAUUCUGCUCCACAGUGGUGGUGUAGGGUGGUGUUAUCAGGGCCAAGUUCAUCUUGGGGAGAGCAUGCCCGUCCUUGGUCUUUCUUUUACUAGCCACUUGCAUUGCUAAGUGUGCAGCCUGUUAAAAAGACCUGGAGGCUGAGUUCCUGAGUGUGGCCCGUGCAUCUAGUGUUGAUCACAAUUGCCACAAGUCAAAUCCCUGUAAUGAGGCUACUGGACUGUCUGAGUGUUUUGGGUCUAGAAAAAGCAGGCGGGUCACUGGUCAAAGGUACAGAUGAAGGGUAGGCCUGUAAUCCAGGGAGGCUGAGGGGUUGUGGUCGAUCACAUAGCAAGACCUGUCUUUAAAAGGACACAAAAUGACACACAGGGGCCAUGUGCAAAGCCAAGACUACAGAUCCACAGCAGAGCUCAGGCUGUGGCUCUGUUGACAGGGUACAGGCCUCAAAUGCACAAAUCCCUGGGUGCCACCCCUGUGCCACGUAAGCCGGUCUUCAUGGCACUGUGAUCUCGGCACAUUUCGGAAACAAUAUCAACUUUGUAUGACAGACUGGCCUAGAACUUCCCAUCCUCUGCCUCAGUCUCCUGAGUGCUAGGACCUCAGGUGUGGGCCACAGACCCGCAGGGAUAUAGGAGACUUUCAGGAGAACUGCCAGGAAGUGAUUCUCUUGGUAACGUUGUAUACGUCCCAUCUCCCAAGAUUUUACAGUGUUUUCUGUCCUAGCAAGAGUAAAGUUGGCAAUGGACAUAAGUCCUGCCUUCUGGGGCUCUUCCCCCACCCCUGGCUGUGGGGGGAGAGGCUGAAGUGAUGAGUGCAGGCACACAGGAAGACUGAGUGAGCAGCAGGCAGGAGGCUCAGUCAGGAAGACAGGAGGCCAGGAUGCACACACCUGGUGCUCUCUUCUUGCCAGACUGCUAAAAUAGAUAAAUGGCUAAACUGAGUAAACUACCCAUCACAGUGUUGAUACAACCGGAUCCCUUCCUUCCUAACUCCUUCCCACAUUCUGGCCGGUCAUCCACAUGGUAUGUCUUUAGCCUCUGUCAUGGGUCCAGUAUGAUUCAAGACAGGACGUGGUAGCGUCUAUGUAAUCCCAGUUGAGGCAGGCUGAGGCAGUAAGGCCUCCAGCUUAAGGCCAGCCUAGGUCAUACAGAAAGGUAGAACCUGGGCAUGGUGCUCCACACUUGUAGUCCCAGAACUGGGGAGGCAGAAACAGCAGGAUUACCCACAGGUUGGUGGACCAGCUGGGUCUACAUAGUGAGUUUCAGGCCAGCUAGGGCUACAUAGUGAGGCUCUGUUUCAAACAGAAAAUGGAACCUAUGAAGUGGCUCACUGGGUUAAGGAAUUUGUCUUGUCCGUAAGCCUAACAACCUGAUAUCUAUGUCUGGAACCUACAUAAGAAAAGGACUUACUCUUGAAGCCUUCCUCUAAACGUCAUAGAGGAAUAGUGGCAAGGAUGUGUGCACCCAUGUACAUUCUCAGACCUCACACAGGACAAAGUAAAUAAGCAUAAAUAGAUAAUGGACAUUAAUAUAGAAAAAAAAGUCAUGUUUGACUCAGGAGAUUCCCCACAGCAUCAAGAGGAUGGCCACCAACACUCAUUUUGGGAAACGAGAGGUCCUGUAUCUUGAACCUAUGUGUCUCCUUGAAGGUCACCAGACCCCAAGAAGAAGGAGAAGGAACAGCUGGCAAGUCAUGGACCUUCCUCAGCCACUGCCUUGAGUGGGUGAGGAUGGAGAGAAGUGGGAGUGUUGCUCAGUGGGUAGAGUGCUUACAAAGCCCUAGGUUCCAGCUGCAUCACUGCAUGCCCUGAGCAUGGUGGUACAGACCUGUAAUCAUAGUGCUCAGCGAAGGCAAUAGGGUCCAGAGUUCAGGCUCAUCCCAAGGCAGAGCUUAAGGCCAGCCUAGGCUAAGUAAGGCUCUGUCUCUAAAUAAACUUAAAUGUCUUAAUUG